Fragaria vesca subsp. vesca is the source of this 1333-nucleotide messenger RNA. RefSeq lists its product as uncharacterized. The record is from RefSeq and is a predicted model, not a curated record. Bases 589 to 1035 code for a protein of 148 amino acids. The transcript is spliced from 5 exons. Lineage: Eukaryota; Viridiplantae; Streptophyta; Magnoliopsida; Rosales; Rosaceae.
UUUUCAGAGGGGAGGGAGCCUCCCGAAAACAAAACAAAACCAAACCAAAAAGCCAAACCAGCACCACCCAAUUUCUGUUCCACUCUAUUCUUUCACACCCUUAAUCUGUUUUUGAGGUUUCCAUUAUUUGUUAUCCAAUCCCACCCCCUCUUCUUUUUUCUGUUAGACCCUCUUCUCCUUAGCUCUGUUUCUUUCUGUAUCAAACUACUGGUUCCUGUCCCUCCAAUUUUCACAAAAAUCCCAUUACACUUAUUCUUUCUGGGUUUUUUGUUCUCUCACUUCCAUUGGUUUUGGGUUAUUGGGUUUUAGUUAGAGCUAGUUUUUCUAGCUUCCUUGAGAGGUUCAAGAGUAGUUGAAGAUAAAGAUGGGGUUUGGAGGUAACAGGCUACCUUGGUGGGAUGUGAAGGAGAAGUUGCUUCUUCACUAAUCAAUCUUCCUCCUUGUACCAUCCUAAUCAACCUCUUAUUAAGGUAAAAAAGGUACAUCAUCAUCAUCGUCACCUCUCCCCAAUCUUUAUUUCUGGUGUUUGCUUCAUUCGUUCUUCAAGGAGCUGUUGCUUUUGAGCAAUUUUGGCUUCUGGUUUCCACCAUGGCCAAGAUUUUCAAAUAUAUCUCUCAAAUAUUUGUUGUGAAGGAGCGUGAAAUGGAAAUUGGGUUUCCAACAGAUGUGAAACAUGUAGCUCACAUUGGGUGGGAUGGUCCAUCUGAUAGUGCACCUAGUUGGAUGAAUGAGUUCAAAAAUCCACCCGAUUUCUCAACACUGGGUCGCAAUAACACCGGUGAUCGAAGGGACUCCUCCAGCAGCAUGGCUGCUUCCCCUUGGGCCUCUCAAGAUUUUGAGCAUUCCAUGCGCCAGCCAUCAACCAAUUUGAUAGACCUUCCUCCUAAUGACCUUGCAAAUGUUCCCAAGAAACCAAAGAGGAAAAAGGUCAAAUCUUCGUCUUCCUCCUCCUCAUCGUCGAGAUCGUCGCGACCAAUGAAGACGCCAAAGGCUACAUAUACGCAAAUGGAGCCAACACCAAACCUGCUAAUAUAGAAACACUUCAAGAUUGUCAGGUUGAUCAAGUUAAGAAUGUGCAUAGUAAGACUCUGGAUGACCUGCCCAUAUUUCCGUUACUCUGCAGUGUCACUGUCCACAAGGGCAAAGAAUGAUGAUGAUCCAACAAUUGGAACAUAACUUAGAAAAGCAAUUAGGUUUUUGGGAUGAAUUCAGAAUGUGAUAGUUGAAAGUGGAAGAUGAUUGUCCAAAGGGUGACACCAGUCUAGAAAGACACCAACUUUUUUUUUGCUUUUCUCAUUAAUGUAAUAAGCAUGCAGAGAGUUGAAGGAUUUGG